Condylura cristata (star-nosed mole) is the source of this 4638-nucleotide messenger RNA. RefSeq names its product tyrosine kinase, non-receptor, 2 (gene TNK2). The transcript is spliced from 16 exons. Gene Ontology annotation, cellular component: extrinsic component of cytoplasmic side of plasma membrane. Gene Ontology annotation, molecular function: ATP binding; protein tyrosine kinase activity; protein binding. Gene Ontology annotation, biological process: signal transduction; regulation of keratinocyte differentiation; protein phosphorylation. The record is from RefSeq and is a predicted model, not a curated record. NCBI's taxonomy places the organism in Eukaryota, Metazoa, Chordata, Mammalia, Eulipotyphla, Talpidae. The coding region runs from base 710 to 3877 and encodes 1055 amino acids.
UGGACGGGCUCCGCGUGCUGGCCUGUGGUGCAGGAGGAGGGCCUGGGGCCCCGAAAGCAGCACCAGGAGAAGGGGGGAGGCAGCCCUGCAGUGCAGGAGCGAGGGGAGGCCCGCGCUGGGGUGCAGGAACGGGGGGAGGGGAGCCCACGCAGGCUGCUGCAGCAGUCGGAGUUCGGGGACCGCUCCUGGGAGCGCGGGGAAGGACUCGAAAGUUCUGAGGAGCAGCGGGAGAGGUCCUGGGAGAGCUACGGGAGCCUCCGACGGGAGGCGGUGGUUCUGGGAGUGGUCCCCGAACGCCGAGACAGACUCGAAAUGGUGGGGAAGGCCCGGCCAGUGGGCCCCCUGGGGCCUGAGGGGGAAGGGCGCUUGGGGGUGCAGGAAGCAAAUUGGCUGCCCGGGGUGCAGGAGGGACAAGUGGUGCGGGCUGUCCAGGAAACUUACCUGGACGGAAAGGGGUCUCAGGAGGAAGACGCGUUCCCUGAGGGGCACAGGAUCCGUAGGCGACGGCGGCGGCGGAGGAGGUGGUAAACCAAGGGCCGGCUGCCAACUCCAGGAUCGCUCCAGGGCUGAGCGCAAGAUGUAGGGCUUUUGGGAAUGGGGAGCAGAAGUGCCCUGUAAAUCGCGGAGCGUUGGGAGCCACCGCCAGAGAACCUCGAAGCUGUGCCAGCAGGGAGGCAGCAGAAGGCAUCAGAGGCUGGGGAGCAGCAGCAUGCAACCUGAAGAGGGCACAGGCUGGCUGCUGGAGCUGCUGUCUGAGGUGCAGCUACAGCAGUACUUCCUGCGGCUCCGAGACGACCUCAACGUUACCCGCCUGUCCCACUUUGAGUAUGUCAAGAAUGAAGACCUGGAGAAGAUUGGCAUGGGUCGGCCCGGCCAGCGGAGACUGUGGGAAGCUGUGAAGAGGAGAAAGGCCAUGUGCAAACGCAAAUCCUGGAUGAGCAAGGUGUUCAGUGGAAAGCGUCUAGAAGCUGAGUUCCCCCCUCAUCACUCUCAAAGCACCUUCCGGAAGACCUCACCUACCCCAGGGGGCCCAACAGGAGAGGGGCCCCUGCAGAGCCUCACCUGCCUCAUCGGGGAGAAAGACCUGCAUCUCUUCGAGAAAUUGGGAGAUGGCUCCUUUGGCGUGGUGCGCAGGGGAGAGUGGGAUGCCCCCUCGGGGAAGACGGUGAGUGUAGCUGUGAAGUGCCUAAAGCCAGAUGUAUUGAGCCAGCCAGAAGCCAUGGACGACUUCAUCCGGGAGGUCAACGCCAUGCACUCGCUUGACCACCGAAACCUCAUUCGACUUUAUGGUGUGGUGCUCACUCCUCCCAUGAAGAUGGUGACAGAGCUGGCACCUCUGGGAUCACUGUUGGACCGGCUGCGCAAGCACCAGGGCCAUUUCCUCCUGGGCACUCUGAGCCGCUAUGCCGUGCAGGUGGCUGAGGGCAUGGGCUACCUGGAGUCCAAGCGCUUUAUUCACCGUGAUCUAGCUGCCCGGAAUCUGCUGUUGGCCACCCGCGACCUGGUCAAGAUUGGGGACUUUGGGCUGAUGCGUGCACUACCCCAGAAUGAUGACCACUACGUCAUGCAGGAGCAUCGCAAGGUGCCCUUUGCCUGGUGUGCCCCUGAGAGCCUGAAGACACGUACCUUCUCCCAUGCCAGUGACACCUGGAUGUUUGGAGUAACAUUAUGGGAGAUGUUCACCUAUGGCCAGGAGCCCUGGAUUGGCCUCAAUGGCAGUCAGAUCCUACAUAAGAUUGACAAGGAGGGUGAGCGCCUGCCCCGGCCUGAGGACUGUCCCCAGGAUAUCUACAAUGUCAUGGUCCAGUGCUGGGCUCACAAGCCUGAAGACAGGCCCACCUUCGUGGCCCUGCGGGACUUCCUGCUGGAGGCCCAGCCCACUGACAUGCGGGCCCUUCAAGACUUUGAGGAACCAGACAAGCUGCACAUCCAGAUGAACGAUGUCAUCACUGUCAUUGAGGGGAGGGCUGAGAAUUACUGGUGGCGCGGACAGAACACACGGACACUGUGUGUCGGGCCCUUCCCUCGCAACGUGGUGACUUCCGUGGCUGGCCUCUCAGCUCAGGACAUCAGCCAGCCCUUGCAGAAUAGCUUCAUCCACACGGGGCAUGGCGACAGCGACCCCCGCCACUGCUGGGGCUUCCCCGACAAGAUUGACGAGUUGUAUCUGGGAAACCCCAUGGACCCUCCUGACCUGCUGAGCGUGGAGCUGAGCACUUCCCGACCCACCCUGCAUCUUGGAAGGGUGAAAAGGGAGCCUCCACCUCGCCCGCCUCAGCCUGCCAUCUUCACGCAGAAACCAACGUACGACCCUGUGAGUGAGGAUCAAGACCCCUUGUCCAGUGACUUCAAGAGGCUGGGUCUGCGGAAGCCCAGCCUGCCCCGGGGGCUGUGGCUCGCGAAGCCCUCCGCCCGGGUUCCAGGCACCAAGGCCGGCCGGGGCGCUGUGGGCGAAGUCACCCUCAUCGACUUCGGGGAGGAGCCUGUGGUCCUGGCCCCGCGGCCCUCUGCACCCUCGCUGGCACAGCUGGCCAUGGAUGCCUGCUCCUUGCUGGACAAGACCCCUCCGCAGAGCCCCACGCGGGCACUGCCCCGGCCCCUGCACCCCACGCCCGUGGUGGAUUGGGAUGCACGUCCACUGCCCCCGCCUCCUGCCUAUGACGAUGUGGCCCAGGAUGAGGACGACUUUGAGGUGUGCUCCAUCAACAGCACCCUCGUGGGCGCAGGAGUCUCUGCGGGGCACAGCCAGGGCGAGACCAAUUACGCCUUUGUGCCUGAACAGGCACAGCGCCUCCUCCCGCUGGAGGACAACCUGUUCCUCCCGCCCCAGGGAGGGAGCAAGCCCCCCGACUCGGCGCAGACCGCGGAGAUCUUCCAGGCGCUGCAGCAGGAGUGCAUGCGGCAGCUUCAGGUCCCUGCUGGUUCUCUGGCUCCCUCGCCCAGCCCAGUGGGUGACGACAGACCCCAGGUGCCGCCCCGAGUGCCCAUCCCGCCCCGCCCCACACGCCCACGUGGUGAGCUGUCUCCAGCCCCCUCAGGUGAGGAGGAGACGGCACGAUGGCCCGGGCCUGCCUCCCCUCCCCGGGUGCCGCCCCGGGAGCCCUUGUCCCCUCAAGGCUCGAGGACCCCCAGCCCCUUGGUGCCUCCUGGCAGCUCCCCGCUGCCACAUCGACUCUCAAGCUCGCCUGGGAAGACCAUGCCCACCACCCAGAGCUUUGCAUCAGACCCCAAGUACGCCACCCCCCAGGUGAUCCAGGCGCCUGGCCCACGGGCUGGUCCGUGCAUCCUGCCCAUUGUCCGAGAUGGCAAGAAAGUCAGUAACACCCACUACUAUCUGCUGCCUGAACGUCCACCAUACCUGGAGCGUUACCAGCGCUUCCUGCGUGAGGCCCAGAGCCCUGAAGAGACAAGCUCCCUGCCUGUGCCACUGUUGCUGCCCCCACCCAGCACCCCGGCUCCUGCCGCCCCCACUGCUACUGUUCGACCGAUGCCCCAGGCUGCCCCAGACCCCAAGGCGAACUUCUCCACCAACAACAGCAACCCAGGAAUCCGGCCACCAGCUGUGAGGUCCACUGCUCGGCUGUCACUGAGGGGCUGCCCCGGGGAUGGGCUAGAGGUUGGACGGCCAGCAGAUAAGGUCCAGAUGCUACAGGCCAUGGUGCAUGGGGUGACCACAGAGGAGUGCCAGGCGGCCCUGCAGAGCCACAGCUGGAGCAUACAGAGGGCUGCCCAGUAUCUGAAGGUGGAGCAGCUCUUUGGGUUGGGUCUGAGGCCGCGAGGCGAGUGUCACAAAGUACUGGAGAUGUUUGACUGGAACCUGGAGCAAGCUGGCUGCCACCUUCUGGGCUCCUGUGGCCCCACCUACCAGAAGCGCUGAGAUGCCUGGAUAGGAUCGGCCUGAAGGAAUCAUUUGAGCCUGUCCAUCUGACAAGGGCAGGGAGAUGUCCUGCCCAGGUCUGGAGGACCUGCUGCCAUCUGCUGCUUCCAGUACAGAGCGAGUCAAGGCAGCAGGAGGAGGAGCCCCGCCUUGCCUGUCCCUUCCUCAGCCAGCGCCAUCCCUGCAAAUCUGGUUCAGCCCUUGGUCCCCUCAGCCAAGGAGCAGGAAGGAGCCGUGUGAAGGCAGGCCUGGGGGCUGCCUCGGCAGGCCCUGUGGCUGACCUGCCUCCGGCCCUAGUUCCUGGUGGGGUCUGUGACUGGAGUGUGUUCCCAGGAGCUACAGCAGGGAAGCCGGGCUUGAUGUGGACAGAGAGGGUGUGUUGGCCACAUAAAAAGAUGGGCCGGCACCCAUGGGCUCCCUAGGGCUGGGCUCUUCUCCAUGGAGUCCCCGGUGGGCUGUUGGGGUGUUGGACAGACUGUGACUUGUGGCCACACCACGGACAUGUUAUGGGAUAUGGCUGGUCUCAGGAUGUUGCGCCUGGAAAUAGCCUGAGGUGGCUUAGGAGACAGAGCAAGGGUGUCAGAUCAUUCUCUGGCAGGGACCAGGGCCCAAGGCCCCAGGGUUGAAGGAGACUGAGGGACACCAGUGGCUUCCCUGUGCUGUUCGGUGUUUUCCUACCAGCCUCUGUCGCCAAAGCUGCUACCCCAGCUAUGGAUACCUGCUUCUUCCAGAGAAAUAAAGCUAGUUUUUAUUUUAUGUUA